Molecule: messenger RNA, 1193 nt
Organism: Morone saxatilis (striped sea-bass)
Lineage: Eukaryota; Metazoa; Chordata; Actinopteri; Moronidae
Product: spondin-1-like
Exons: 7
Coding region: 366-1193 (275 amino acids)
Biological process (GO): cell adhesion
Cellular component (GO): extracellular matrix
Source: RefSeq, a predicted model, not a curated record
GGACCUUCCCUCGCCUCAAGUCAAGGAGACAGCCGCGUGCACCCGCGCUCGGUUAUUUGGCGGCCCCCCGCUGGUUCCAAGCUCACUAGUAUCAACACCACGCACUGAUCCGGGAACAGCAGCAGCAGCUCCUCUCUCCCAUCUCAGCACCCGCCUCACCGUGGUGCGUCCCAGACGCGCUCUCUCCAGUUCAGGAUGGACUCGCCUCCUUCUCUUCACCUUUCCCACUGACUGUGACGCUGCUGUAGUUUGGUGGGAGUUCCUGGGGAAGGAGCUGGAACUGAUCCUCUGUCCGCUGUUUCGCCUUUCCACUGGGUUUUUAAUUUGAUUGAACUGCCACUGUACACUCAUCCGCGGGCUCCGAAAUGGGAAUGUACAUACAUCUGCUGCUUUUGCAGUACUAUUUCGUCUCGAGUUUUGUGUGCAAUGCCGUCGCUUUCGUGGAGGAACCCUCCGGGGGCAGGUCGGACGGGUACUGCGGGCGGAUCCUCCGGGCGCCGACACAUGGGACCCGGAAGGAUGGCCACCAUGAGUUCAGGCUCAGAGUGGAGGGGGACCCGGAAACCUACCAGCCCGCCAGCACCUACAGAGUGGUACUCCUGGCAACCAGCCCUGCUUAUUUCAGAGGUUUUACCCUCAUCGCGCUGAAGGAGGGCAGAGAGGGCACCACAGACGACGACUACGCCGGCCAGUUCCAGAUCAUUGAUGAGGAUGACACACAGUUCAUGACCAACUGUGCCCCCGCAGUGACAGAGAGCACACCUCGCAGACGCACCAGGAUACAAGUCUUCUGGACAGCGCCGCCUACUGGGACUGGCUGUGUUAUACUGAAGGCCAGCAUUGUCCAGAAGAAAGUCAUUUAUUUCCAGGAUGAAGGCUCUCUCACCAUUCGGCUGUGUGAGAAAGAGCGUGUGUUCGGUGAAGCUACAGAGACUCCUGCCAUGGAGUGCUGCGCCUGUGGAACAGCCAAGUACAGACUCACCUUCUAUGGCAACUGGUCAGAGAAAGUACAUCCCAAAGACUACCCAAGGCGAGCAAACCACUGGUCGGCUCUGAUUGGUGCAUCUCACUCCAGAGGCUACGUGCUGUGGGAGUACGGAGGCUACGCCAGCGAGGGCGUCCGUCAGGUCGCUGAGUUUGGCUCCCCCAUCAAGAUGGAAGAAGAGAUUCGACAGAAGGAGGACUCUGUGUAA